Molecule: messenger RNA, 7311 nt
Organism: Homarus americanus (American lobster)
Lineage: Eukaryota; Metazoa; Arthropoda; Malacostraca; Decapoda; Nephropidae
Exons: 9
Coding region: 395-3901 (1168 amino acids)
Biological process (GO): regulation of transcription by RNA polymerase II
Cellular component (GO): nucleus
Molecular function (GO): DNA-binding transcription factor activity, RNA polymerase II-specific; protein binding; RNA polymerase II transcription regulatory region sequence-specific DNA binding
Source: RefSeq, a predicted model, not a curated record
GGAGAUGACUGAGGCUACUACUGGAGUCCUCCCCGGGGGCGGCGCAGGCGUCCUUCCCUUGUCACCAAACAUGGCCGUUGGGAGCCUUGUUUACAUCUGCUGGAGCCUCUAAACAUUUACUGCCUUGUGUUCCAUCCCCAUGUUGUCUCUUGGAGGUCAAAUGUGUAGCUACCCCAGACUCUACACCUGCCUGAAAGUUGGACAAAAUAAAAGAGAACAGUUUUGGCUUUAAUGGAAGUACAUCUGGUUAAGUGUGGCAUGUAGGGGCAGGGAUUGGUAUGAUCUCUGGAAGCACCGGCAAGACAACUCUCACUGCAAUACUGUACUGUAUUGCUGAGGCGUGUUGGGAAAUUUUUUACACUCUGACUCUACACUCAGUUAAUAUUAGAUCAAGAUGGCAGCUAAGAACAAAUCUGUGAGAAAAAGAGGUAGAGAGUGUCUGGAGAUGAAUGAAAGGGAGGAGGACCAAGAAUCUCCAAUCGUUAUUGCAAAUAUUAAGAGAAGAAAGAAGACAAGAGAUGGAGUGAAGUCAGAGAUUGACAGUGAAAGUGGGAGUACAAAGUUAUCAGGAAAUUCUGUUACACAUACCCCGGUGUGUAAGAUGACAACAUCAAUUGUGACUUUGCGCAGAAACUCAAAUCGUGAUUCUGGGUGGGAUCACAGUAUCAGCACCAGCCCUAUGGUCAAUGUACCAACUUCAAAGAGAGAACAAAACCUUGCAAGUAAUGUUAAGAAAACUUAUGCAUCUGGAAGCAAACAGAUACAAGACAAGAAUGAAAGAUCAAAAAGAAAUUCUAGAUCUAAAUCUUCAUUGUGUGAUCAGCCAAGCAAGGUUGAUGAAAUUGAAGAGAAUAAGAUAAAGGAAGAGGAUACAGGUAAAGGUGUAGAUAAUGACAAAACGGAAAGCUCUACUUUCUCCCCUGAAGCUAAAGUCAGUUUACCGGAAAGGGAAGAAGUGGUCUUGAAAAAUUACACUUUUCCUGAUGAAGGUCAUAAUAAUGACAACUGUGAGUCACACAUGGUAGAGAAAGAUGGCCUGUGGAAGAAUGAGAAUGAAUGUACAGUAUAUGUAACUAGUGAUAUUUCUCAUGAAAGCAAAACAUUCAUAGAAAAUAUUGCAAAAAAUUCAUCUAAAAUUACAGUUAGUGAAGAUUUUAAAGCCUUUGAAACAGAAAUGGCCCCUGCAGGAAACUACAAUCUUUUGGCAACAAUAGCAUCAAAUAUACAGAUGCCACAAGACCAUCAUUCCCUCCCCCAAACUGUACGUUCUGUCAGCAGUCCCAGGGUUCCAGUGUCUCAAGUAAUGCCAAAUUUGAGUGCCAACACGUCAGCCAUUACUGCUAUCCCUACUCCCAUUGCAACAUUUCCAAUGUUACCAGAUAUGACUAGAGAUGUACCUGGAGGAACAGUGUUCACAGUGGGCAUUGCUAAUUCAGACUCAAAAAAAGAUCAUUACUCUGAUCUGGUAUCAUCUGUCUCCUCAUUUGCUUGCUCUAGUCAUAACUCUUUAAAUUUUGUAUCAUCUAAUCCUACCUGCAGCAUGAUUACUGUUGACAAGAACAAUCUACACAUGAACAGGUUUACUUCAAGCAGAGAUGGAGAGGAUCACAAAAAUAUACAGUUAGAACGUCCUGUGGUUCAAAGAAGUCCUUCUUCAAUACCUAUAGUUCAAAUUGAUGAUGACAGUGAGUCAUUGUUGAUAGAAAGGGAUUAUACUCAAGUACCUGUUAGCAGCUCGACACUGGCAAGUUCCACACCAGAGAGAGCUACUAGCACCGCCUCCCCCGGGGCAACAAGUAAUGGCCGGGUCCACAGUGCAUCUAACUUUCUGCGGGUGGACAACUGGGCUACGUACCUAUUACAGAGACUAGAACUUCUAUAUGAGCGUGAACAAGAGUGUGACCUAGUGCUUAAAUUCUCCACUGGAGAAACAUUAAAGGUUCACCGUGCUAUUGUGUGGGCUUGUACGUCAUUAUUGUCUGAGCCUCACCUUGUGCAGCGAGAAGGGGAGUUUGUCAUGCCAUCAGACCUGAAGUGUGCAAGUGUUGGACCGGUUAUAAGAUUUUUGUAUAGUGGAAGACUGGACGUUCAGGGAACACGUAAUGAAGUGAGUGGCAUAUACGCUGCUGCACAGAGGCUUCAGGUGCCACCCCUCACUCGGCUGAUGGAUCGGCGCUUCCCAUAUCUCUCUCCUUCAAAUCGUGUGAAAACGAGGUUACCCAUAUGGAAGAGAAGCCCUGAAAAAUCCUUAAGGUUUAGUAAGCAACACCCAGCAAAGGUCUCCAACAAGACUGCCAGUACAGGUAAAAGGGUGGUGCCUCCUGCGGACGCAUUUCAUAGUGUCCGUCAGGUAUCCACUACUGAUGGAGGAGAUACCUCAGCUGGGACCUCAAGAGAAGUUGGAGAAGUGACUAAUAUAAAAGACACAGCAGAAGGUACAGGUAGUAGUGUGAGAGUAGAGGAGGAUGAGGAGGGGGAAGAGGAUGAUGAAGGGCAGGAUGGAUCAGUAUAUUUGCUGGUGACCAACAGUCAGAAGAUAGCAAAAGCUAAUGCUGCUGUCAGGCGCAAAAGACCAGUUGAAGAGGCUAGACCAACAAGAUUUGAACUUGAAGAAGACCCUGAAAAUGCUUCUGUGACAAUAGCUACUUGGUCAUCCAAAAGUCCACCAUUAUCACCCCUCUUUGUAGCCACUUGUGUUCCUAGCCAAGAUGGCAGUAUCUCGUCUUGCACCACUUCAUUUACCUCUACAGAGUCACUGUCUCCAAAUCCUCUUGAUAUAUCCAAUUUUACUCCUAGAGCACCACAGUGUACAGCGAGAUAUAAGUCUUCUGCCAGCUCCAACGUUGGUCUAACAGGUUUGGCCACGACUCAAAAUAGUUCUCACUCUCAGGAUCCAUUUUCUCUCCUUACUCAAGUAGUAUCUGUUGAACAAAGUACAAUGUCUAAGUCGGAGGAAGAUAUUAACGUCAGAAAAGUUGAAGAUGUUUCUGGUAGUCCAAAUUCAAAGUCACUUAAAGCUCAGGAUUUGAUAAUUGAGGAUGAUGACACUAUUGGGGAUGAUGACAUUGGGAAAGAUAGUGAUGAGUUAAUGGAAAAGAUAUCUAGUAUAUGUAAACAACUUGAGGAAAGAGAUUCAGAGGAAAAUGAAUGUGAAAAUAAAGAGGUGUUUGUAGCGUGUGACUAUAAGAUGGAAAUGGUGGAUUGUGACACAUCAUUAACAGAAAACCCACUACAGAUUUCACACGUGGCCGAGGAAGAUACUCCCCUCGAUAGCAAAGAUCCGUUGGUGAUAAGUAAUUCUAGUGUACCGGUGAAGUCGAUACUUAAAAAGAAAAAAGAUAAAAGUGACACAAAUAAAUUGAAGAAACAUGUAUCAUUUCCUCUUGAUGAAAACAAUGAACUGAUCAAUGAGGUGGCAACAUAUUCUCAUGCAAAGGAACCUGCCCAGUCUCUUAUUGAGGUUCAGAAAUCUGUCGGGAGUUUUAAGUCAAAUGAUAACUUGUACUCGCCAGUGAAGUUGACUUUGUCUUUGAAGAAAAAGGUCUUGAUGAAUUUAUCUCUGAGUGACUCCGAGGUCAGUGAAUCUCCAAGUCACGAGGAGGAAAAGGUUAAGGACAAAAAAGACGGCAAUUCUACGAGUCAGUCUACUAGUCAGGAAACUUCAAGAAAGGCAGAAAGUGGUUGUGAAGUGUUGUGCCAGAAAGUGACAGGAAGUUCUCAACUAGCAGUUUGGAAUACUACUACAUGCACUUCCUGGUAUCUUCAUAUGGCAUCUAAGUACAGUAUGCAAAUUGAGUCUUUAAUUUCUAUGUUGAUUAUGAUAUUUCAUAUCAGUUCAUUAUUAUCGAUACAGUACUUACACAAAGCAUUAUUCACCUCACCGAAUCAUCUCUAUACCUAGUGUCCAUCUUUUUUCCAAACUUCAUCUGAAUCUCACACCUUUAACCAUCUUGUCUUGAAUAUCCUUAAUCCACUUGCCGUAUACUGUACUACACAUGCCCAUACCAGUUUUCUCAUCCAUAUUCCUUUUGUAUCAGAAAUGUUUGAUCAAUACACUAUAGUUUUCUGUAAAACUUGCUUGCCUGACCUACAUUUAAUUUUUUAAUGCUUCUUGCUCAGUCAAUUAACUAACCUUCUCUUAUGAAAGGAAAAAAAAGUUCUAUAAACAAUCCACUGUUACAGUACAGUAUACAGUAAAGUCCCAAUUGAUGAGAAUUCAGUUUAAUAACCUUAUUGAUUUAAGGUACACUGCAUUUCUCCUCAUGCAUACAGUCCCUGAUGUGCUGCAGAUUGGCCAGACAAUAAUGAUCCCCGAUUUUAAGCAUUCAGCUGAUAUUGGGUUAUCUCGCCCCCUGGUAGGAUGUUAGUCCGUUAAAAGGUAGCUCCACCAUUGACGGACACACCCAGUAGUGCACUCAUUUACUGCUGAGUGCACAAAGGCUGGUGUAGAAGGAGGGAUCCAGUUCUUCACUCUGGUUGGAAAUCACAGUGCUGACUGUUAGCGUGUGAGGUGAACUACGAGUUGAGCUCCAUAUAUCAGGUAAUCUUUAUUUAUGACUUACCCCACAUACAGUAGUUAAUGCAAAACAGUACAGUUAUAUUAAUUCCUGUCAUUGAAGUGAAAAUCAGUAACAUAUAGAGGUUAGGUUACUGUUGUAUUGUGGUCAUACAGUAUUGUAGUUGUUACAAGAAGGUGUAUGUUUAGAGGCAUGACAAACACAUGGUAGUUUUGUACUACCCAGUAAACACUAAUAAAACCUAACUAAUUCCUGCUAAACCUAACCAGUAGCUAACCAUAACACCAAGUAUAAAGGAGUUAUAAAAUAGUACAGUAUUUUCACUCUCUCUGUCAUGUACAGUAUAAUAUUUAUUUGUAGUAGCAUUAUAUUAUGGCCAUCAGUAUCUAGGUACUUAUUUGGUACUGUACUUACAUCAUCGAGGACAAAAUCCUUAUUAGUUUGUAUGUUUGUGUGUAAUUACAAAUACAAUAUGUAAAAAAUUUACAGUACAUACAGGCAUUCUAUUUACAAAAGGGUUCCAUUCUUGAAAAACCUUUUGCAAAUCAAUUCUUCAUAAAUUGGAUCAAAUUCCCCAUACGGUAAACGCCCAUUACAAAACUGAGAAAUGUUCCUAUGAAAAAACUUUCCCAAAUGUCUUAAAAAAUUUUAUGUACACAUUUAUUAUAAGACAAUGGUAAAUAUAAUAAGUGUAAUACUGUACUGUAUAUGCUGUGCAGUAUAGUAAUGAUUUUAUACCUGUAUACUUAUGAGAAAUCAGAUGAGAUUUUAAAUUAAUUGAACAUUAUGAAACACUGAGCCAACAUCUAUAAUAAAUAUAUUUAUUGAUAAUACCAGUAUGUUUUUUAUGAGAAAAACAAUCCCACAGACAACUCAUGGAUCAUUGCAUCAUCCUAAAUUACCAUAGUGCAUGCUGCUGUCAGUCAGCUUACACUACAGUCAUGCCAUCAAUAUCCACACCUCCAAACUUGCAAUCACUUCUAAAUUCCACACUUUCUCUUACAACUCUGCAACCUUUAUUGUACAUAAUUAACAUAUGAAAUAUAAGAACACAAAAUAAAUUUCUUUAUAUAGUUUCCACAUACUGUAUUUCGUAUAAGAGAAUAAGUGAGGAGGGAUUGGACAACAGGCAACUGAUCAGGUGGCUGUGCUGUCACUUGUCACUGUCCCUAGUGAUUUUGAGGAAUAAGUUGUAUGCAGUACAGUACUGUACAGUAUAUGUAUAUUUGUGUAUGCAGCACAGGGAAGUCCCACUUGAUAAACGAUAGGUGAAUUCUUAUUCAACAGAACCCGCGUUCCCAUAGGAUCCCAUGUUAAAAGCUGAGACUUGUUCCAGCUCAAAUAUAUUUGACCCUAAACCCCACGGUAUAAACUUAGAUGCACUCCGACCCUAAGACCAAACCUAUCAAAGAUUGAACAUUAUUUUAGUGCACUUAACAGGGGUACCUACCAGAUCUAAAAAUGAAUGCUGUUUGUUGGUCAAGCAUUAUUGUUUAAAGGUGUAAAUAGUUGAUGGCUGGAGGGGACAGACAGCUUCCUAUGUCUCUCCCGGUACAGAUAUCACGCAUAUUCACACCACAAUCCAGUAGCUAUAGUAUACACGCACUCCAAAAAGUAUCUUUAUGGCGGGGUUUGAUGAAUUUCAAUACAAAUGCCGCGAUUCAUUUUGUCUUGGUAGGAUUGUCAAAAUCCUUCGUCCGUUGUGUCAUAUUGUCUAACACAAAAUCGUCAAGAUACUAUUUGGAGCGUGUAUGUACAUCCAGUUUUGUCUCCAAGGUGACUUGUUGCUCUUCGUCCUUGUGAAAAGAGACUAAGAACGUCUUGGUCAGUGUACUGUGUCAGUGUCUUGCCUCUGUCCUUACACUUGUCUUCCACUCAUCUUCCCCAAUUAUUUAUUUCUGUUUCCCCAUCAACCACUAUAGAGAUACAAGAGGGAGAGGAGUUAAUAAAAGUUAGUAAAGUUACUAAAAUUAUAAACCAGAUAUUAUACACAGUUUGACCACUUUAAUUACACACUGUUAAGAUAUGUAAGAACAUCAUCAUCAUCCCCUUGUAAAGAAUAAUAUUGACAACAGAGCUAAUGGCUAUUACUGUACCGACUUGCCAUCUACAUUCGCUGACACAAGGCGAGACUGGUUACCCCUUCACUACGGGACGCCACUUUUAACAUUUCGUUUCUCUUAUGUCAGAUGAUUUUAUUGAGAUCAGAGGGGGCCCCAUAGACAAGGGUUUAAUAUGAGAUGUAAAUUUUAGUCAUUGUAAGGGAGUGACUAGCCUUAACUCUAUGUGAAAAUUUAUCUUAUUUAUGAGGAACAACUGUGAUUACUCUGUAACCUAAGAUGAGAAUGAAAUGUUUCACUUGCAUGUCUCUACUAACCAUGACUAAGUACUGUAUCAUUAAUAUCAAAACUUGGUGUUGACUACCUUGAGAGUAACCAUUAAGGAACUUGUAGAUACAUACUGUAAUGUAGUUUAAAUAGAGAAUUUCUGCAGUCUUAAUCCAUCUUCUACCUGACUUUGUUUAUGUACUUUUGUAGAAUUUUUAGCUAAUAGGAGCAAUAAUAUUUGUAUAAGAUUGAACUUCAUUAAGUAUAAAUAUAAAUAUAUAAAUAUAUAUAUGUGUACAGUAUAUAAAUAUCUAUUUGACCUAAUUGUAUAUGAUAUUUAAGUGUAAUUUAUGUACAUUGAGAUUCGAUUAUUUAUGGUACGUAUAUGAUUGUGUUGUAUUUAAUAGGGAUUCAUGUUACAGUGUUAAUUUUAAAGUAUUAUCCAUUUGUAAUACAGACGCAUAGUA